Ylistrum balloti is the source of this 3356-nucleotide messenger RNA. Its product is annotated as serine/arginine repetitive matrix protein 2-like. The transcript has 4 exons. Lineage: Eukaryota; Metazoa; Mollusca; Bivalvia; Pectinida; Pectinidae. Bases 69 to 2936 code for a protein of 955 amino acids. Gene Ontology annotation, biological process: homologous chromosome pairing at meiosis; meiotic attachment of telomere to nuclear envelope. The record is from RefSeq and is a predicted model, not a curated record. Gene Ontology annotation, cellular component: nuclear inner membrane. Gene Ontology annotation, molecular function: DNA binding.
ACUUUGACUUCUGAAUGUCUUCUGACUUCGCAUUUAUAAAUACUGAUUUUCCAGCUGUUUGACUUGGAAUGGAGAUGAUGGUUUUUGAUGAAAUUGAUGCAAACAAAGAUGGUUGUUGUCUAGUUCGUCACAAGGACACUGUGUACAAGGUGAAGGUCACCUUUGGUCAGGAAAUCAGGAAGUGUGACUCUGUAGCAGUCCGUUUAGAACUUGAGCAGGUAUUCCGUGCUGUACUUCAUCUGUCUGAGAGUGAUAAACAGAUUCCACCCAUAUUUACUCAACAUUUAAUGGUCAAACCUCUGAAAAAAUACUGGGCUAUUUGUGAUAAAAUUGGGUUCCAACAGAAUGGCCAAGAUUUGGAGACAUCCACUUAUUUCUUUCAGUUUUAUGUAAGCGAACGCCCAGUUUGGAAACAUACCAAGAAUCAAUUGCUCUAUGGAAAGAAAAUCAUCUCCACAAGGGAAUCACAGUGUUCUAGGGUAAGGAGUGGUACCGUUAGAAGAUCCUCAGAUGACAAUGUGGACAGUGUAAGAAACCAUGGAGACAAAGGUCAGCAGACAUCAAGAAAGGUCAAUACAGAUACAGGUUGGACAAGAGAAAAAACAACUGAUGUUAAUGUAAGGAACGAGACCAGAUUACUCGACAGGGAGACUGAAGUUGGAGGAAACAAUGACAGGCAGGCAGAGAGUAGACAGUCAAAAAGUACGGAACAGGACAAGCACCAGGCACCUGAUGGGCUGGCGUACAGUAAGAAAUCCAACAGGGGUACGUCCCAUAGAAUGGAACCUGGUAAUGAAGAGAUAGAAUGCAGAGAAUCAGAGACAGAAAUAAGAACAGACAUUGAUGGUGGGGAACAAAAAAAUAAGGACACAACAGGUAAGGACACAACAGGUAAACUGAAGAAUGUGGCGAUGUCAAGUGACAGUGAAAGUGAAUAUCAAGAAAAUGCAAGAUGUUUAAGAAGGUCUGCAAGGGUAUGUAAUAAAAAUAAUAAUACUGAAGACUCAAGAAAACACAUUGGAAAAUCUGCUGUAACUGAGCUAUCUCAAUCUGGUGUCACUGAUUUAGAUAUCACAGGAGAGAUGAAAUCUGUUCCAAGAAAUCAGGAUGGCUGGAAGAAAAAAAGGAAAUCUACCACUGCUAAUGUUGAUGAUAUUAUUGGAUUUAGUUAUAAAGUAAAUAGAUUCCGUGCUAAAAUAUCACGGAAAGACAACCAGUCAGCAAAGAAAAGGUGUCAUGUGUUAUAUAGAAGUGGUGGUCGUGGUCACUCACCACUGAUGGAACUGCCAGGUGUAUCAGAUGGGACAGCAAAAACAACCAGCAUUGGAAAAACAUCAUUAUCACAUAGGACAGCAGAAAUGGCUAUCAAUGGAAAAACAACACCUUCACAUGGGACAGUAGAAACUGCCAACAAUGGAAAAACAACACCUUCACAUAGGACAGCAAAAACCUCCAACAAUGGAAGAACAUCACCUCCACGUAGGACAGUAGAAACUGCCAACAAUGGAAAGGCAUCACCUUCACGUAUGACAACAGAAUCUGCCAACAAUGGAAAGACAACACCUUCACGUAGGACAGUAGAAACUGCCAACAAUGGAAAGACAACACCUUCAUGUAGGACAGUAGAAACUGCCAACAAUGGAAAGACAUCACCUUCACAAAGGACAGCAAAAACCUCCAACAAUGGAAAGACAUCACCUUCACAUAGGACAGCAAAAACCUCCAACAAUGGAAAGACAACACCUUCACGUAGGACAGCAGAAACUGCAAACAAUGGAAAGACAACACCUUCACGUAGGACAGUAGAAACUGCCAACAAUGGAAAGGCAUCACCUCCACGUAGGACAGUAGAAACUGCCAACAAUAGAAAGGCAUCACCUCGACGACGGACAGCAGAAACUGCAAACAAUGGAAAGACAACACCUCCACGUAGGACAGCAGAAACGUCCAACAAUGGCAAGACAUCACCUCGACGAAGGACAACAGAAACUACAAACAAUGGAAACAGAUCUAGAUCAUCCAAUAUUGACAAUUUGGUUAAAAAUCAAACGCACAGUUCAACAAAAGCUCAUGAGGACUUGACAUCUCUGAUCAUCGAAAGCCCAAUCAAUGGGAACAUUGAUGAAAGGCCUCAUGACUUAACUGAAGAUGUAGACAAGAACCUCCAGUCUUUGUAUGCACAGAGACAUAACUUGAGGAAUGGAUCAAAGAACAGAACUAAAUCUCAGUCCAAUGCUCAAAAAAGUCCCACAGGAUCAUUAGUGAAAGCCUCUCAGAAAGGUCUUACAAGGUCACAGAAACCUCACACAAGGUCAACAGAAUCGCCCAAAUGCCGAAAGUCUGCUUCACUAGCUAAAGAUGUAAAGAUUGUUACAAGAUCUGUGACAUCAUCCAAUGGUCACAGAGGUUUUGUGAGGUCAGGGACUCCAUCCAUAAAUCAGAGAGGUCAAUUGAGGUCAGCACUUCCAACCAAACGUCACAGAGGUCAAAUGAGGUCAGCAACGCCAUCCGUAGGAUAUGGAGGUCGACUGAGGUCAGCAACUCAAACCAAAAGGCACAGAGGUCCAUUGAUGUCAGCAACUCCAACCAAAGGGCGCAGAGGUAGAAUGAGGUCAGCAACACCAUCCAUUGGUCAUGGAGGUCAUAGGUCGGCAACAUUCCUGAAAAGUAAUGGAUGUCGGAUGAGCUCACCAUCUGAAGAAUCUGAGAGAUUACUGAGGAUGCGCCAACCUAUUCAGCAUGGUAUCCAGGUGGCUGACGUGGACCGCUAUUUGGUUGAACAGGAAGAGUUACAGGAAAUGUCAAAAUUACAGAAAAUGGCUUCUACACAUGAUCAGCAAAGUUACUACACUCGGAAACGGAAGCAAUCAGGACUAUGGAACUAUGUGGAUGCACUCAUUAUUACUCCAGCUAAAAAAAUAUUUAAAAGGAGCUGAGAUUCUCAUUGUACUCUAAUUUACAGUCACACCAGCCAAAGCAUUGUUUGAAGCACCAGAUAAUUUCAGUAUACUGGUCACAUUCUUCAGUUCUUAUUGUGAAAUAUGUUGUAUUCUAAGCAUAUUUUACUUGUCCAGCUAUCAUUUUCAUAGUUAAGGAAAAAUUUACAUUUUAUCACAGUACACAUGUAUUUCAGAUUUUAGGAUUUCCUUUUCGUUGUUUCUUUGCUGUUGUUUCAUAUAUAAAAUGUUUGAGAAUCAAGAUGUUGAGAAGACAUGAUGGACAAUGUUCAAAGAUACAGGCUUUACUGAUAUACAUGUUUAUGUACUGAUGUAUCCGUUCAUAAUUUAAAAUGCUGUAAAAUUUUUACUUCAUUCGAUAUUAAGUUAUAACAUUUAUUGUUCAAAGGAUAUUUAUAU